This is a messenger RNA of Punica granatum (pomegranate), 1206 nucleotides long. NCBI's taxonomy places the organism in Eukaryota, Viridiplantae, Streptophyta, Magnoliopsida, Myrtales, Lythraceae. The record is from RefSeq and is a predicted model, not a curated record.
AUGGUAGAGAAGCCACUCGAACCUACCUCUAUCUUACUGCGAACUUUAACUAAUGAAACGACAAGAAACCAUAUCAAACAAGUUGCAGCUGCUCUGAGACAACCUUUCUCCAACAGGUUUGAAGAUUCCCGCUUGAGAAUCUCGAUUAAUGCCCUAUGUAAAUUAGGCAGAGCAGACAAUGCUGCAAAUCUAUUGCAACGUUUGAUUGCCAACGAACUCACCACUGAUGUGAGAUUGUGUUCGCUGAUAUUGUCUUUCCUCUGCAAGGAGGAGCAGAGUAGAAUCGACGCUUUCGGGUUCUUGGAAGAAAUGAGAAAGUUGGCAUUUUUUCCUGGGUUAAUGGAUUACACUAAUGUGAUAAAAUAUCUGGUGAAGAUUGGUAGAGGAAAGGAUGCUUUAGUUGCUCUGAAUCAGAUGAAGCUCGAUGAGAUUAAGCCCGACAUUGCCUGUUACACCUCGAUUUUAGGAGGGGUUAUCAAGUAAGAGGACUAUGAGAGAGCUGAGAAGGUAUUCGACGAAUUGCUUGUGUUGGGUUUGGUUCCGGAUAUUGGUACUUUCCAUUUAUAUAUUGGUGGCCACUGUAAGCAGAAUCGCAUUGAAGAUUCCAUAUGUAUUGUGGUUAUGGAUGAGUUGGGUUGCAGACCAAAUGAGACUACCUACGAGAUCAUAUUCGGGGCAUUGUGCAUGGGAGGAGAGUUGGGACGGGCAAGCCAGCUCAGAAAGGAGAUACAAAAUAAGGGUCUCAGGCUGAGCUUGAGGAUGUAUCUGACUCUUGUUCAAGGUUUUGUCGAUCUAUUAGAGGAGGCUGUGGAUAAAAGUUAUACGUAUGGGGAGUUCUGAAACCUGUUUAUUUGGACAAGCUUAUAGUAAAUGAACCUGUUUGCAGAUAUUAUAUAAAAAAUCAAGUGAACAAUACGAAAAUUAGGCUGCACCGACAGUCCUAAGCCUAUCCAAUGACAAAGCAAACUUAUUAAAUUUCCAUUAGGCUUAUACGGGCUCGGGCCCAUAUCCACUUAAAAGCUCAAGCUGAUAAGUGGUGGUACCCAAGCCAUAUAUUAACCCAUGGAUUUUCCUUUUCUUUUCCGAUGUGGGAUUUAUCCCAUUUUACUCCUCAACACCCGCCCUCACGUGCAAUGUGUGGUUUAUUUCUACCUACACGUUGUCAAAACUAAAAUACUCUAAGUUUUCUUGAUCAAGGCAAAAUUA